AUGCCUAAUUUCCACAACGACAUUGCGGAGUUUGUUGGCUUCCUGAAGGUCGACGGCUCUUCCAACGCCACCCAUCCCGGGAUCUUUCACACUUCUCCCGGCGCUGCUCCACUUGACACAAACCUCAAGAUCUCACAGUCCGGAUCGUCCACCGGUGGUCGCCUGCGCCUGCGCCCACGCAUCUCGUUCUCUCGUACCGACGGCGUUGCCCUGUACGAUGACGAGCGCGAGGUCAUCGAGAUCCAGAUGGGACUCGUACUCACCGGGACGGACGCUUACGCAGAAGUCAACAAGUUGCUGCAGACAGAGAAAGCGGACGAGGACAUCAGGAAGAUCAUGGAUACCUACUCGGGGACUCUGGAUUUCUCCAACACAGACAAGAAAGUCAAGGGGACGCUGGCGAGAUUGAGCAAGAUUGCGGGAGGGGAUCUCCGCGAGUCCUUGUCCGGCCAAGGAGACACAUUUGCCUCCCGUACGGUGUGUAUCAGCAAAGACGGCAAGGACACCAAGAUCAUCGACAUCAAUCCUCAGUGGCCGGCGCCCACCGAGCAGGCGUCCAACGAGGCGGCGUCGUCCGAGGGUGGCGGCGAGGGCGAGAAGAAGGGGUGGGUUGCGACUAUUUUUGGUGGAGGCGCGAGCAAAAAUACCGAAAUUUAUUGGCUGUAUCGCAAAUGCACUCACUGUCUUCAGACGUCGACUGGUCAUCUGAACAUCGUUGAUUCUGGGAAAGAAACGGUGUACUGCUGCUCCGGUCGUACUAACACGCUAGGUGCCAGCUUCACCGCUGGCUCACAUAGCGGCUUGAAUCAUCAGGAGCCUACUUUGCCACCCGCGAUACUGGUCACUCGGAGGGGGGUCGUCCCUCGCGAUAAGCCUCGAUUUGACCCCCAAGAUUGGUCCGUUCUCUGGCCGUGGAGUGGCGACUGCGCAAUGAACAAAAGAAAUCAAGCUGAUACGUGUGAGAGCACCAACUUCGACUACCGAUCACGCCAUCCUACUCCCCCAGAUCCAGGAGCCGAGCACGAGUAA
Molecule: messenger RNA, 1029 nt
Organism: Dioszegia hungarica
Lineage: Eukaryota; Fungi; Basidiomycota; Tremellomycetes; Tremellales; Bulleribasidiaceae
Exons: 2
Coding region: 1-1029 (342 amino acids)
Source: RefSeq, a predicted model, not a curated record